GGGAUUAAGGGAGUUGUGUGGAGAACAGAUAAGCUCAGGGGUGGGCUUAUGUGCAGAAGAAGGAAGGAAGGAGUGUGGGAAGGGAAGUGCGGAGGGGAGAAGAACGCAUGACAAGAUGAUUCUGAGGAUUGAAAAUAUACAGCGUGUAAUCAAAGUCACACGCAAGAAACUGGAAGAAAUGAAUGAAGAAUUUGGCAAGCAUCAACAUCCCCCAUCAAUUUAUGUUCAGGAGUAUGAAGAGCUGGCCAACAAGAUCCAUGAGUACCAGCUGCGAGAGCAGCGUCUGCAGGAGCAGCUGUCCCUCUGGAGCGAGUCCCCACCUCCCUCCCCUGUGCAUAGUCACCCCUAUGUCCAUCCCAAACCUCAGGCACCAGAAGAUCCACUCUUGUCUCCAGGCCCUCCCCUAACCCCCAGCACCAAUGCCUCGACCACACAGAGACAUCCGUACAGACAGCGAUCACCCCAGGCUGGGCGGCCUGCUGGCUCUUUCAUCAAGGCAUACCUUCCAAACAAUCAGGUGACUGCGGUUCCUGUCACGCCAGGAAUGCCUCUGCGUGAUGGACUGGCCAAAGCACUGCGUUUGAGGAUGCUAGACAGAGACAAGUGUCAUGUUUUUCGCUACAACACAAGAAUCCCACUCACCUGGAACACAGACAUGGCAGAACUAGCAGGCCAGGAAGUGUCAGUAGAACUAAUUGAAAGCGAUGAAGACAACAGCCGCCUUUCUAGAAGUGCACCCAGAGCUGUGGUUUUGUCACACAACUUUGGGCGGAAGACCUACUUCUCACUGACCUUCUGUGAUAUGUGCCGAAACCUGCUGUUUCAAGGCAUCCGCUGUCAGACAUGUGGUCUCAAAUUUCACCAGCGCUGUGAAGAUAAAGCCCCACGCACCUGCCAAGGAGAUCUGGAAAUUUACUUUCGCCAGCAGCGGGAGGGCUCGCGUGAACAAGCUCGACAGUCGCCUCGAGUCACCCACCAGUCUCGCCCCCAAGUAACUGGCAUGGCACAAAGGGCUCGCUCCACGUCUGCUCCUAAUGUGUCUGUCAAUCUGGUUACCAACGCUGAUGACAUGCAAGAGGAUACAUAUUCAAGACGAAGUCAAGCCAAACAUUAUGCAGAUACCCCUUUGGGUUCACGAUUUAACUUUUACAAAGAAAAACGCCAUGCUAGCGACAGCCACGCCACCAUCAUCAAAAAUCCUCUUGUGCACAAAGAUCUCCAGUGCCCAGCCUCAAACAGACUAACUCCUCCUGUUCCUAGCCCAGGUGGUUCACCUACGAAAAUUCCCCAUUCUUCUCCAUCCACCGGUGCCAAGCCAGUUCGUACAAGAGAUGUAGAAAAACGACAGCGUAUUCGUCGUGAUUCUAAUGAGGACUGGGAGAUUCCAAAUGAUGAGAUUGUUUAUGAUCAACGUAUCGGCUCGGGUUCCUUUGGGACAGUGUUCAAGGCACAUUGGCAUGGGCCAGUGGCAGUGAAGAAGCUCAACGUGUCAGACCCGACCCCAUCUCAGAUGCAGGCAUUCAAGAAUGAGGUUGGGGUCCUGCGGAAGACGAGGCAUUGCAACAUUCUGUUGUUCAUGGGGCUGGUGUCAAAACCACACCUGGCCAUUGUCACACAGUGGUGCGAUGGACACUCUCUCUACCAGCAUCUGCAUGUGAAAGAGACCAAGUUCCGUAUGGACCAGCUCAUCAUGAUUGCCAAACAGACAGCCCAGGGGAUGGACUACCUUCAUGCAAAGUCAAUAAUUCACAGAGAUCUGAAGUCAAACAACAUAUUUUUGACAGAAGUGAUGACAGAGAAUAUGCAGGUAAAGAUAGGUGACUUUGGGCUGGCCACAGUGAAAACAAGAUGGAGUGGUUCCCAUCAGUUUCAGCAGCCCUCUGGAUCAAUAUUGUGGAUGGCUCCAGAGGUGAUCCGCAUGAAGGAACAGAACCCUUACACAUUCCAGUCUGAUGUUUAUGCCUUUGGAAUAGUGAUGUAUGAGCUGGCUACAGGAGAGCUUCCCUAUACAAACAUCAAUAACAAAGAUCAGAUACUUUUUAUGGUGGGGAAAGGAUACCUUCGGCCUGAUAUUUCACAUUGUCGUUCAGACACACCCAAACAGUUCAAGCGCCUUAUCCAAGACUGUGUUCAAUUUGUUCGGGAGGAACGGCCUCUCUUUUGGCAGUUGCUGGCCUCCCUGGAGUCGUUGUACAUGUCCAUCCCCAAGAUAAAGCGAAGUCAGUCGGAGCCUGCCAUUCACCGCACAGAUUCAUUUGACUCUGACUUCAAAUACAUGUGUGCAUCUCCCAAGACUCCCAUCAAUAGUCAGUUCACCAAUUUUGUAUUCACCGGUGGCAUGUACUGAGUCAUCCUGCCAAUCACCUGUCUUUCAUUCUCGCAGAGCAGGCUGUGUCCAGAAGUGAUCUGCAGAGAUUGUUCGUGUGUCAAGCAACCAAGCAAGCCACAGUGUCUAGAGCUGGGUGUCUGGAAAGUGUGUGAAUGGUUCAAAGUGACGAUUUGUCUUUUAAGUGUUGUUCUUUGAUUGGCGGUGUUGCGCCAUGACUUAAAGUUCAAGGGCUGAUUACUGUGACACACAAUGUAUGUAUGCACCGGUGUUUCUCUUGAGCCAGAUUGUUGAUUGCAAGUGAAAAGAACUUUGCAUCUCAGCCUGACCUCUCAAGUUAUUGAUCUGAAAAACAUGAAUAUUAAGUAAAUGUGAUUUUUUUUAAAGCAACAAAAGUAUGUUUUGGUGGCUUUUCGUCCAGUCUGCACGAUUUUACUUUGUCCCCUUUGUUGUCUUUGUGUAUGUGCAAAAAGAAAAGUCAGCAAGCCAUUAAGGUAAAAUGACCCUUGCCCGGUAAUCUGAAGAAAGGAUCAUUGCUAUUGCAUUUUAGCAUAUACACUGACUUGUGUUGACAAGGCUUUCAGCUUAGAGUGAUGACUCGGUUCUGCUUCACAUAUGUUCAUUUCUUGAAGCUCCUUCUAUUUCCGUCACAGAAAGAGGCACAUCUCAGAUUGGUCUCCUGCUGGUGUCACAUUGCUAAAAAUAGAUCGGAGAGAGAGCGAGGGGAGUGCAUAUUAUGUCUUGGGUGCACUUGUAAAGUGUUUGGGUGCACUUGUAAAGUGUUUGGCGGGGUGGGGGGGGAAGUAUUCUGAGGUUCAGAGAGAUGGGAGAAAAAAGGAUUUUGAAUAUCAUUAUUAAAUGGCAACAUACUUCAAAUCCAUAUGCCUCAACUCUUUACAGUUCAGUUGAAUAUUUAUAGUCCAAGAACCACAUUUACUUGGUUGUCCAAGAAACUUAACUGUAAAGAGUUAACAUGCAUGCAUCUUGGUUGAGUUAACCAUUAUAAUAUAAAGAAACUGCAAAGUUGGAUAUUUAUUCAUUAUAGUGCGGUGGUGGCAUUUGUGUUGUCAGCUAAAUGCUGUCUAGUUUCUUUGAUUUUUUUUUUUGUUUUGUUUUGGAAGGGGGAAGGAUUUGAGAGGUGUAAGCUUUCAGUCUUAUCAGAGCAGGAUUUGCUCCACACAUAAGCCAUUGGCCCAAGAAAUAUACCUUGUCUUUCUUAUGUUGUCUGACCUCAUUCCAUAUCUGCGCUAACUGUGAUGGUUGAGAAUGAUGGACAUUAGGUAAGCUGCUUGGCCCACACUGGGCCCAUUUGUCUUUCUAUAGACUGUCCCGACUCACCUCUCCCACCCCAAAAUUUCUCUAUUGCUCUCUUCCUUAUAAUUGGAGUUCUGUUGAACUUUUGAGGAUCAGAAUGUGUCAGCUAUCCACGCAUGUUAUAUUUAAUCAUUUUUACUCUAAAAAUAUGUAAACAAAACAGGAUGAAAUCCAGUUGUUUCCUGGGGGGAACCAGUUUUGAAUGGAGUUGAAUCACUUAACACAGAAACAGGAGCAUAUUGAUUUGAAGAUUUGAUAUGCUUUUCAGAAAAGGUUGGCAACACAAGGACAUACUUGAACCAAUUUUUUUACUAUUUUGAAGCCUGUUUCCAACAACCUUUUCCUUCAUCAUAAAUUAUGUUUAUUUGCUUCUAUGUUUGAUCAUUGAAAUACACUACCUAGAGGACUAGACAUCACAGUGAUCAUACCUUAUAUAUUAACCUGUGUCCUAAUAAGUUUUGGGGGAAAUGCAAGUGGAUAUAACUAAUUUUGGUAGCGGUCAUUGAAGAGGGGAGAAGAGCACAUGGCUAGAUGUGGCAGCAGACAAGGGCUGCCAAUUAUGCUUGUUUUAUGCUUAUUGUGGAGCUGCUGUCUUUGAAGAGGAUGGCUCCCAAGUACUUAAAACUGUUUACCUCUUUGAGUUGUAACCUGCUUAUGUAGAUCUCUGCUUUGCCAUUGACAAUAACAUUGACUUUCGUCAGUGUUCAUCUCCAUUUCAUAUGGGUUUGAACAUUGGUAAGAUCUUCCACUUCUGUGUUAGGUCUUUUGCAAAUUACAGGUUACAAAUUGACCUUUCGCUGAUAAAAUGGAAGUGUAGUGGUCAUUGAGGGUUUCACACAUGAUGAUCUCUAAGAUGUUGAACAACACAGAUAGUAGGGGUCACCCUUAGUGUAUGCUUACUGUCAUGUGAAAGUUUCCCAGCAGUACUGCGCUCGUUGAACUAUUAUGCAGCUAUUAAAUAAUUUUAAGACCUUCUUCAGUGUGAAAUUUUUGCGUCACAUGUCAAAAUAGUUCCUCAGCAGUGGUACUGAUGUAGUAAUAUAAUAUUUUUCAGCAUGGCUUUUGCUUGGGCAGCUGAUUAGGUUAAUGGUUCUGUAGUUCUGGCACUGUUUACUAGGAUUUGUCUGGGUUUUUUCCUGAAAGGGGUAUGAUUAAAGAUAUUGUGUCAAUUCUUUGUUCUUGAGAGCAUUUGUUGGUUCAUCCCUACCUUGCUUAUGCAGCCCAGCUGGAAUGUUGUCAACAUUAGGGGACUUUCCUCCCUUCCGACAGUGCAUCACUCUUUUGUCCUCUUCCCAUUGUACUGGUAGGUUUUCACUGCUUCUAGUUUGGUUGUUUUAGAGGAUGUUAGCAUCUGUCUUCAGCUGGAAGUUGUUCAGGUCUUUGCAAUAUUCAGUCCAUUGAUUGUGUACAGCAGUUCUUUCUGUGAGAAUAUUGGCAUUGCUGUCUUUGAUGAAACAGCUUUGAUGACUGAAGUCUUGUGUUGACCUGUUUUGGUGAGGGUCCAUAGCAGUUGGUAGGUCUUUCUGCCAUCACCCAGUGCCAUUCCAUCCUCUAUGGUUCAGCAUUGCCCCUGUUUUCCAGACUUCCCUAGCUGCCUUCAUUCUUUUCCUGAUGAAACAGCUCACAUCUUGGUAUGUGGAAGUUCCAGGUUUGUUUUUCCCUUUUCUCUUAUUUAGGUCCAACAGCACUGUCUGUGACAGCUAGUUCUAUAGUAUAACUCAGUUCUAACAUUACACUAGAAAUAAGUUGUCAUGAUAUAUAACGCUUUAGAGAAUUUAUUCCACUGUAGAAUGCAGCAGUUCAUUCACUGAAAUGAUCAAUAGUUCCUGAAUAGAAAAUUUUGAAAAUAACUUCAUGUUCAGCUGUUGGUCAGCAGCAUUUAGGCCUUAUUGAAAUUUGCAUGUCAAGUGUCAGGAUGAAGUUAGCAUUCAGUGCCACAGGAGAUGACAUUAUUCUUACUGCUUUUUUCCACAUGUUAGUUAUAGCUGCUUUUUGAAACUUGCCAAACUAAUAUUUUUGUGUGCAUUGCAUAUUAAUUAUUUACAUGCUUACUAAUUAUCGUGUUACUAUCUAUUAUCUCCACUUCAUGGCUGCAGGAGUUGCAGGGAUAGUGCAGCACAUGAUGGUGUUAGGAGGGCAAAGUUUCUUUAUUGCAUAAAGUGGUCAACCUUGCAGCUUUUAUGAGCUUUUUUAGUCCUUGCUUAUUCAGUUCUACAACUCAUUUUAUCUAUGGUCGAUACAGGCAUUCAAAGGUACACAGUUGAGACAAAGUGUGAUUGUUGACCUGUUUAGAGAGAGGGGAAAAAAAGUGUGGACCAUUUGAUUCAUCCAAAAAAAAAUCACUUUGGCAGGGAUGGGGCUUUCAAUCGUAACUAUAUGAGCUCGGUUUUUUAUUUUAUCUCCGGUAGACUUAAGUACUAGAACAUAAACACAUACUUUUCAAUACGGGGAUUUUGUAGGUGGGUGGGGUUUUAUAACUAUUACAGAAGAACUAACUUCAUGUUAACUUAAAACUCAUCAGAAUAAAAACUACAUGAAGUCCGAAUAGAAAUGUUCACAUUUUUUUAAGUCCUCAUUCCAUUGAAAUUUUAUCUCACAUGUCUCUGUCUCCUUCCCUGUCAGAUGGCCAUUUAUUUAGCAUCUCAUAGUUUGCAUCACCAGAAAUUAAGCUUAGUCUCCUCCAGCUGUGUCCAUUUGUAGUCAUCUAGUGGUUUCUUCAUACAAAAUAUGCUUUUCUUGUUCUGUGUUCUGCAAAGAGAGAGGAAACGGUGAAUGAAAGGAAAGUUCAGUUUUACUUUAUUUAAUUAAUGUUUUUUCUUUGUGACUCACCGAAUUCGUGACUUAUAUCUAUGUUUUGAAGCCUACUUAUCAUUCUUCCUCUGUGUUGGUUGUGUUGGCUGUCAGGCAUAGCCUGGGCUGACAGCGGUAAGUGGCUUCUAGCUUCAGCAUACAACAGCCCUAUUGACACAAAAUCAUUUCUUUGAUUCCCUGUGCAGCAAGACUGCAGAGAAAAGGAAGAUGUAAUAUAUAUUGAUGAGGCAGGAAAUGUUCAACUCUGUGCAAUAGUAGAGAAUGAGCAGUCUGUAUGCAGGAAUGCAUGUGAAAGUGCAGACAUGAGUGUAUGUGUGCAUGCAUGUGAAUUAGAAACACUGCAUGGAGGAUUCUUAUCGUGCAGUGCUUGAAAUGAUUUUUAUAUAGACGCUUUUCGAUAGCCUGUUAAAAUACAUCAGGGGAUGAUUGGAUGUGAAACAUGACCAUGAAAGGUUUUUGUAAUAUACACAUAUAUAAAUAUAUCACAUUUUGUAUAUUUUUAUGUUUGUAAGUAGGCGUUAUAAUUUAUUGUGUCCCUGCUCUUCUGUGAGGAUAGAGGGGAGGCAAGGCACCAGGGUUUCAAAUGUAUGUCUGCAAAUUUUUGUGCAUGCACAGCAUCCAAAACUUGUGUGAACAAAGGAUUCAUUUUCCACACUAAAGGCUAAUGGCCGCAUCGCAUAUAACAAAAUGUGGGUUCUGUUGUGGGCACUUUUGCUUUGAUAUCAAAAAGUGAAGUCUUGGUAGCCUGAAUUGUUGUUUUGUGCCAGGUGUGUUUUAAUUGUUCAUAGAUGUUCUUAAGUAGAGAUUCUUGACAACUCGGUGAUCUUGUCUUCUGAAGGAUGAAAUAAUUUGUCAUUCUCAGCCAUUGGCCUGGAAAUACCAUGAUCUGAUGAAAAAUAGCACAGAGCAAGUUAAGGACGGAGUUAUUUAUACAGUUUUUUCGUAUUUUAUACAAGAAAAUGAGACAACACACAGAAAAGUGAUUUUAAAAAAAAAUUUUAAUCUUUGAUACAAUUUUAGUGUAAUAGAUAUGUUGGUCUGGCUUCACAUCUUUGCUAAAUUUAACCUGCUGUUGUCAGCAGCUGGUGCAAUAAGCCAAAGCAAUGAGGCGAGUGUUGUUGGACUCAGAUGGCAUAGAAAUCCGUGUAGACAUAGGAAGUCAACUUGCUUUGUGAAAGAGCUAGCAUUCUCAAAUACACUUGUUUGACCAAAGAAAAGACAGUGUAUUCAGUGGGGUUUUUUCUCCUCUAUUAUUUUUUCUUCUAUUACAAAUAUUUAAUAUAUAAUUAUCAUUUUCUGAUCUUUUUUUAAUUUGGGCUUAAUAAACCUUAAACUCUUUUUUUCUUGAAAAAAUGAAGCGAGGUCUUGACCUCUCUCUUUGGGUCUUGUAAACAGAACAUGAUAUUUUGCUAAGAUUUUUUAAAUUGGUAUCUUUAACUUUAGGUAAAGAUACUCAUAAUUUUGCACUCUUUAACUUCAAACCUGCUCAUAAUUUGGCACUUUGUAGACCUGUUUACCCCUACAGAAUCAUUUGGGAAAUUAUCUGUAUUGUGAGAAUUAUGGCUGAGACCAAAAUUAUAGAAGUUUUUUUUUGCUUUAUUUUUUGCUAUUUUCCUCUUGAGAUCAUCUGUUUAUUUUGUACUGUUUUCAAAUAGCUUUCAAACUCUAUGUUGUCCACUUACUAGCUCUAUUUUCUGCUGUAGAAAUUGGUGAAGCAUUUGUACUAGAAACUACAACUUGUCAUCAUCCUCAAGGGUUUUAACAAAACAAUGGAAGGAGAUGUUGUGAGGCAGUGUCUGUAAAUGUUUCGAAGUUCAAUCAAUUUAGCAAGUGCUGCUAAUCUCAUCCUAAGUUGAUCAAAGGCUCAUGAAGUUCUAGGGAGUUGAUUGGUUGCAGGUUUGAUGGUAGUGGUGAUGGUGGCUUGAUGGCCUAAUAAAGAAAUCAGGGCUAAAUAAUACGUUAAUAUUUUUGUGAGAGUAAUCAGCUGCUUUCAUAUGUUAAAAUAACAGCUAUCUCAACAACCUUACUAAGUAAAAUUAUUUCAGAAAGGGUUAGACAACAGCACCUUGAAGUAUUUGUCCUUGGCUUAAAAAUUCAUCUGAUUAAAAAAGGUUUUCCCUCCUUUUUUCUGCAUCAUGAUAAUGACUUUUUAAAAAUGACAAGUGCUUGAGUGUUUCAGAUUUGGAUCAGCAAGAAAACUUAACUCCUCCUUACCCACUAUCUGGAAGCAUGGCUAAACAUUCCUUGCAUCACCUGAAAAUCUAAAAUGUUUUUUCUUAGAUAUAAUGUUAGGAAAGUAUCAGGCCUGUUUGGUAUCAAUAAACAAUGGGAAAAAAAUGACCAUAGCUUUGAAACAAUUUAACCACAAUUUGAAGAGUGAGGUGAAAGAUUUGAACAGCAAAGUUUUCUCCCUUGAUUUAGUGUCUACAAGAAACAUAACCUGGCAUUAACCUCCUCUCUUCUUGUUUUUAAAGGAGUUAUUUGUGUUCCUAAAGCCUUUCAGUCCCAGCUAAGUAGCUGAUGUGCUGCUUUUUGUGAUGUUUCCUUGUCUCUCAGCAUUGGAUUGGAAAGUGCUGGAGAGUUUUUGUGAUCAUUUGACAUCUAACCAUUGUUGAUGUCACAACUUUCUUCACUUUGCCUGUCCAGCUGUCCUACUUUUCACACUCCUUGGCCAAGGCAGUCUAAGGGUACAAGGGUUAAGUACUUGUCACCAGUACAGUGAGAAUCUUGGGUUCAGUUCUCACCUCUCAGCUGCCUGUUGUACCAGGUUAUAAGCCUUAGUUGCUGGCUUUGCAUCAAACACCAGUCCCCACAUCCUCCACAUUUUGCCUCUUACAUUCUUCAAGGUCGUCAAAUGUGUCAAUUCUCAUCCAGAUUGUAAUGACUUCUGUUUGGAUGCUUGCUAUUUCCACUGCAGGUCAGGCUAGAUGUAAUCUCAUCUUUCAAGCUCCAGCAUCCUGCAAACUUGAAAAAAAAUGAGAAGAGUGUUUCUGCUUGAGAAGUGUUGCUGUUCAUGCUCAGCCCACUGAUGUUCUGCCUGGGAACGCAUCAUUGCUGGUUGAUGACAACACAGGCUGCCAAACAAUGGCCAGUAUUGCUGGUGCAAUAUUCUACAGGAAAUGAAGUGUGUUUGUGUUUUAAUCAGCUUAUGGGCUUAUGGGUCUUUUUCUGAUUUUUAAAAAUGAUCUUUCACCCUAUUCCAUUUCUUGAAAGUAAUGUCAACAAUUUGCACUAGAGGUGGGUUUUUAUAAAUAUUAGUGAGGAGUGAGAAGGGAUGUGCUUUGUGGGUGCAAAGAUGCUGGAUAGUUUGAAUUGAUCAUUUUGUUGCCAGUCCAUAAGUUUUUAGAAGCUGACAACAGUAGUAGGUUGAAGGAUUUCAAUCCAAGUUUUUCAUUUAUUUUUUUUUAAGCUAACCCUGUCCCUAUUGUGUUAAGCUAAUGCAAAUUCAUUUCAUUGCAAGCAGAAACUUUUCAUCCCAUAGUGCGAUGUCAACAAACCUGUCUUUGCUGCCUCAUGGUUUGUUUCUGAAGUCAUAGCAAUUUUUUUUCUCUCCCACUCUGGUUGCCUCAUAAGGCAAAGCUACAAUAGCAUUAGAGUUUGCUUUUCACCUGUGUUUAGAUUUACCAUCACAGUUCCCAGAAAUUUGUUGCUGAUACAAGAACAAGUAAAUGCAACAAAACAUGUUUCCAACAGCAAAGGCCAACAAGAGAACUUCCUGCAGCACCUUUGCUUAAAGCAUGCUCAAGUAGUGUGAUUCUGUUGUCAAGUUGUUUUUGUUUGUAUUAGCCUCAGGAACGAUUUAUGGGGAGAGCUGUAGAUAGGUACUCACCUAAGGCCUAUUGUGUGGUUCAGUUCAUUUCCUGUCCACUGUGAUAUAAUCUGUAUUUUAUGGUGCAUGUGUUUAUGUGCACUUGUGGCCACAGGCUGGGGAUAUAGUCCUCUUCUUGGAGGGCUUAGAACAAUGCAGUUGUUUCUGUACGUAAUGCCUGGUCACGUUACCCUGGUUUUGUACAUACUAUGCUGUGUGAAUAUGUAUUAUAAACAAGACAUCUUGACAUGGGCAAGUCACACUGUAUGUUUGUUAGUCUGUCCUGAUGAUGUAUUGAAUAUUUAACGAGCUGAGUGUGGCUCAAAUCAUGACACAAAUUGAGACCCAAAGUUCUGGACGUGCAAAUUUGUAAAGACUUAUUGAUGGUCUCUCUGUUUUCCUGUUGCCCUGCCACUCCUCUUGUUUCUGUCUUCUCUCACACCUGAUGUAUUUCUUGUCCACGGGUUUAACUUAAAGAUGAGCAUGAAUGUUUUGCCUUAACUUAUUGUACAUUUUGUUUCUUCUUUUUUGAGUGGGCACAGUUACCCCUGAAUCAUUGUGAGGCUUUGUAAAGAAGCCCUGAUGGGGAAAGUGGGGAAGGGGAACUCAAAGAAUUGCUUUUCUGCAGCAGAUCUUAUGUCUUCUACCUGCUUGCCCUUCCAUUGCAUUAGUCACUGACUCCUUCACCUGACCUUUCAUCAUCUUUACCUGACCAUUAUUAUUUGCCAUUCCCUCCAUUUCUUUGAUCUGUCUGCUGCAGUCAUGUGGUGCAGUGGUUAGCGCCUGUCACCAGUACAGUGAGGAUUGGUUGUCCUUGGUUCAGAUCUCAUCUUGGGUACAGUGUUCUUUCUUUGCAAAUGACAUCUAUUUAUAAGACUGGCUGCUUUGCCGCAAUAUGUAGCCUGGGUUGCUGGCUCAGCAUAAAACAUCAGUUCCCUCACCCUCCUUACUCUGUCAUGUGCACCAGUUCACCCCAUCAGCUUUACAAGAGCAGUCCUAAAAGCUUUUAGUUAUUGUUACCACGCAUGUCACACAACACACCCUCUGCUACCUUCACUGCAGUUCUUGCCACCUUAUUCAGCUUCUGUCAUCAUGGCAGUCCUGUCACUAACACCUUCACAGCUUCUGUCAUCCUCACGUCCUGUCACUCGGCAGCUGCCAGGACCUUCACUACUGCUGACUGUUGUCCUUGGGACUUGUUCUCCCAUCCUUCCAACCAACCCUUCACCUUUCCCGAUCUUCUCCCAUCAACACUUUAUGUUCACUGGGUAUUUCUACAUCUGGAAUUUACAAAUGGUUGUGGGGAUUGAGCAGGUAGAGAAGAGAAAUCUAAAUAACCUUUGUGGGCUUGUAUGGAGCAUGUUGACCCAGCCUGUUACAUUACCCUAGCGGCAUAAGUCUGCUACCCGCAGAUAAUGGCUAAAACCCUGAGUUAUGGACUUACCAGCCAGUAAGCUACUGGAGGCACCCUUCUGGUAACUUUCUGCUUUGUACGAUAAAUAAGUGAGACGUGACUAGUUUAACGGAAUGAACACAGCAUUUUUCUAGACUUGACAAGUAAACACAUGAACAGAUAUAAUGGUGCAGAGGUGUUGGGUACAGCCAGCUUUUAUUGAAUUCAAAAUCUGAGGGUAGCAGACACCAUCAAACAAAAAAAGUGAAUUUCACAAUCAGCAUCGUACUCUUCAGUUCCCCCUCACACACACACCCCCUUGGCUUUUUUGUUUCUGAAUGAAAAUAAAUCAGUAUUUUUGUCUUCUAAAACUUGUUUGAGGAACAUCAUUUUGUCAGAAUGAAUAAAUUCUACUUUCCACAGCUUCUUGAUUGCUUUUUUGAUUUGUUAAUAUUUGUUUUCGUUGUAGGUUUCAAGCAUCACCCUUUAAAUGAAGUAUGCAUGCACAUUGGCACCCUUUUGGGGGAAAUCUUGCUGAUCAGUUAGGUAAGUUCAUCUGUUUAGUGGCUCAGGACACUGGAGAUGGCUUUCCUAUUGGAUUAACACAGCCAGACCCAAGUUUGGGCAGUUUUACCCAUUGAGUAAAUACAAGUCUUGGAGGCUCUCUGCCUCUCUUCAUAGGAUGUGGUUUGCGAAGGGGCCUACUCAGUGAUAUAGAAGAUAGCGUGAAGAAAUAUGACAACCAGUAUUGUCUGUGCUGCUAGCACAACGUGGGAAUUCAUGAAGAUAAUAUAUAGUGCAAGGAUUCCUCUCCUUUUCUGCUCAAAUAAAAAUGCGAUGGAUAUCUACACAUCAUCCUCAACCAUUACAUAUCCCUUUCGGCUUGAAGGAGAAGCAGCCGAGGAUUCAAACAUUACUUGCUUGAUGAGAAGGUGAAGCGAAUAAUAAACUUAAGUUCUAUUUCCAUUUCACCAAAUUUUGUAGACAAAGCCCUGCGUCCUGGAGGCCUAGCAGUCAGCUGAACUGCUAAUAUUUUAUAAGCAUUUUCACUCACUGCUGGAUUAACUUGCAGGACUCUGUGCACCCAGCCCCUGGUGACUCCGUUCCCAAAAGGAGCCAUAGGUGUAGGCCUACCAGAUAUCCAGACUUCUUUGUAAACCUUUUGUAAGGCCCAGAGAACAGUGGAAUUUCUUAUUUAUUCAUCCAUUCACUCCUUGACUGGUACCAGCUGAUGACCAGAUUUGUUGGUCCACUGGUACUAGUUGUUGGGGAGAACCGGAUAGAUGCAGUAGUUGACAAGUAGCACUUGUUUUCAGUGUGGUAAGGAAGUCCUGCAUGGUGUGGCCAGUUUUUUCUUUUUUCCCUUUUGCCAGCCAGUUCUUUUUUCUGUGUCCAAGGAACUGUGAAAGACGGUCAAUAUCAUGCCAGGUCAUAUGGCUAAGCUAGAUCAGAUUGAACUGCUUUGCUGUUGCCAGGAGUUCUUAGUAGGUUGUCAGCCUUAGGUUAUUUUAUGUAGACAUUCAUAGCAAUAUUCGCAGGCAUUUAGUCUUCAACACCUACAUUCUUUUUUCUGUAUCAACAGUUUAUUGCCUCACAUCUGUACAGCAGGAUGAGACUUAUACAGUGCUAGUUAAUUUGAUGGUAUUGCUGCACCAACUUCUGUUCUAGCCUAGUCUAGCCUUUGUUUCUACCAUUGAAAAAAAAGUACAAUGAGGCAUCCAAAGUUCCAGUCCAAAAAAAAAAGUGAUCUGACUCAAGCUCACAGCCCUCUGCUGCUUAUUUACUGCUUUAUGCAUUGUUCCAUCAAUGUACAACUCACCCCUUCCUCUGAAUGGCAAACUGAAACUCAAACUUAUGUUUUCCAUUUAUUUUAUAAUCCAUUCUGUCCAAGCAAGUCAGAAUCAGUUAUUUUGUGUUCAGUGAGGUGGUAGACCACUUACUAUCUGGUUCAUUUCUAGUAAGAUCUGAAAUUCGAGGUUCUAAGAUGUUAGCAUUUUAAUUAAAAGAAAAUUAUCAGAGUUAGUUCUUAACUGGUACUGAUUUCUAAGAAAAUCUCAUUGUCUCAAUGAUCUCCAUGUCUUGUUGCUUUUCUCAUGUUUCUCAAAGGAUCCAAGGCGUAUAAAUUUUGAUGAUUUCUGUAUCACCAGCAGCAUGCUGUAUUCUCACAAGCAAUGAAGCAAUUUGUGUUCCCAAGCGGGUUUCAUAUUGUGCUUGGCCAGAACUUGGGGGAGGGGUGCAAGAAUAAUAUGAAGAUGAGCUGCGUGCAAUUAUGAGAUGGAAAAACUGUUUUCACAUGGGAAUUUUUAUACAUGGGAAAUCUUUGCCGCCUAUUUAUUGAGCCUAUGGUCUUCAUACAUUACCCUAUGUUCAGCGUCUUGCAACCUUUUUUGUUUCAUGAAUUUUAAACUUUAAAGCUUUUUUAUUUUUGCGUUUGUGAAGAAGAGGGGAGGGGAUUUUGCUGUAUUUAAUUGCCUACAUUUGUAGGUUUCUGUUUGCCAGUAUGUGGGUGCUACAGAAGUUGGUCGGGUGUUUUUUUUAUUUUAAAUUGGCUUGUUUUCUGUUUGGAAAAUGGUUGCACUGUGUAUUGUUAACUGAACGAGAGGUAGAGAGAGAAAGGGACUUUAUUUUUAAGCAUCAGAUGUGAAAUGAAAGUGUUGUCAAAUGUUCCCAUCUUAUAAACUUAUAAACCACCAAUAAAGAUGAUGUAACAUCC
Pomacea canaliculata is the source of this 14365-nucleotide messenger RNA. RefSeq names its product serine/threonine-protein kinase A-Raf-like. The record is from RefSeq and is a predicted model, not a curated record. Gene Ontology annotation, molecular function: ATP binding; protein kinase activity. NCBI's taxonomy places the organism in Eukaryota, Metazoa, Mollusca, Gastropoda, Architaenioglossa, Ampullariidae. The transcript has 16 exons. Bases 116 to 2347 code for a protein of 743 amino acids. Gene Ontology annotation, biological process: signal transduction; protein phosphorylation.